Messenger RNA from Cinara cedri, 8937 nucleotides. The record is from the annotation of a GenBank genome assembly. Lineage: Eukaryota; Metazoa; Arthropoda; Insecta; Hemiptera; Aphididae.
CGCGGCUGCUGCGGCGGCGCGCCGCGUCGUCGGUGUUAUCGGUCGAUCGGUCGGUGGGGUACGCGCAGUAGGCGGGCGCUCGACAAUCGCACAGUCAAAUACGAUGAUCGCCGAGCUAUUAUGCCUUUGUUAUUGUCCGUACCCGUCGGUGACGCUAGGUGUAUAGUAAAUACUACCAGUUUGGUCCCGACGCGCACCAAAGACGGCGACAAGAACUCAGGCAGAAUGCCCAACAUUAAGGUAUUUAGCGGCACGUCACACCCGGACCUGGCCCAGCGGAUCGUCGACCGAUUGGGCAUCGACGUCGGCAAGGUGGUCACCAAGAAGUUCAGCAACCUCGAGACAUGGUAACUGAACAUCGCCCGGUUUGCCGCGCAAUUCCGUCAGUGCAGAACUGGUUUCGUUCAUUUCAUUCCCGGUUUCCGUGUCCAUUUCGGUCGAUUGAUCGUCUGUUGUCUUAUCGAUUCCUCUUUUCACAUUUACCCGCUUGCGUAAUAAUAUACUCGAAGGGGAAAAUUACACUGCCUUGCGUUUCGUUGUUUUCCGGGACAGUUUUCAUUUUUUUUUGUUUUCGUUUCAAUUAAUUUUUUAUGAAUAUGUUAGGUUAGGAAAAUGAUCCAAACCCGGUCAAACACGUGUUAGGAUGCGCGCGUUUUACCGUCCACCGUCCGCCCGUCGCCCAUUCAAACACCACCAUAACUAUACGGUUAACUACUAACCGUGUUUCACAAUUCAUUAUUGAGCACAAUAUUAUAUUUUUAAUUCUAAAAACUGUCUGUUAGCAACACGAGUGACUUUCGAGUUGGUCAUAAGUAUAAUAUAAAAUUAUUCUCUGUCACCUGUUGAUUUCUUUUAUUGGGCAGAUAAUUUUGUGCCUUUUUUUCAUAAUUUGUACUCGAUUGAUAUUAUCUGCUAGUAUUACUUUAUAAAAAUUAAUAACAGCUCGUGAAAACAACCUCGGCUUAUUACUAUAUUUUGCUAGAUACUUUCCCUUGUAAACGUCCUUACUGACGACUCAUUAUGGCCAAACCCUGGUGUACACUCUACUGCACCCUCUGACAACUUACAGGUUAGGUAUCCUCUAAUUAAUUGUAUUUUAAUUUAUGUUAAAUUGAUGUUAUAUUUUUACCAACAAAUGGUGCUCAUGGAGGAGGGGAAAAGAACAGUAAUGUGCAAAUGUGUUUCCCCGUGAGUAAUUAAAAAAAAAAGUUAUCUCCAAUUAACUUCAGCAGUCCCUGGUGGCUUGUUAAAAGCCCUUUGAUAGUGUACAGCCGCCUUGGAUGGCUUAUUACCAGCCUAUCGAUUAUGUUUAUAUCUUCACAGAAUUCACAUUCAUGAACUUAUCAUAAUCAACUUUAAUCAUAUCUAGUAUUGUAUUAUACUCUUAUUAGUUCAGUUAUUUACUUAACCCAUCUACCUCUUACCAGAUUCGCUUGAAUCAUUUUCAUUGCCUUCUGUGAGAUUUCUUGGUAGUGUAAUCCGAGCAGGUAUCUAUGUUUAUUUGUUGUUUUCCAUUAAUUUUUUAAUUAAUGUGCACUAAUUCAACUUUACAAACAACGCAUACUUAAACAUACAAUCUGAUAUAGUUUAUACUCUCAUCUAUUUUUUAUUUAUAUAGUAAUCAAAGCCACCUACUACCCUCGAUAGACAGAGGCAUAUUGAACUCUCUGUCAUUGUUAAUUUCUAAUAUAUAUAAGCAGUAAAGAGGUAUUUAGUAGAGGUUAUACUAAAUAUUUACAUUUUGUAUUAUUAUUUUAUGAUUAUUUAUUUUUUAUUAGUACUUACAAUUAUAAUUAAAUCUUAAAAAAAAAAAUUAUACAUUUAAAUUUAUAGGUACCAAUUUAAUUUCAUGUUGACCCUGAAUAUACAUAUAAGGAUCCAUAUUUAAAUGUGUGAUUUAAAUACAUUGUCCUCUUUUCUUUUCUUUUUUUUUAGCACUUUUGAUUGCCUUAUAUUAUUAUUAAUGUUUAUAUUGUUCUUUAAAAGGUCUCUUUGAGUCUAUUAAAAGAGAAAAUUCUUCAAAUUUAAAUAUUUUGUAUUAAUAUGUUUAUGGUAAAAUUAAACAAUUUGUAAACUUCAUUUUUUUAUAAAAUCAAUAUAAAUAAUAUUGUGACCAAUUAAAGCACAGGAUACAUAAAUAGGUAGAAAUGUGUUUGACUACAUUCAAUGUGUUUUGACCAUUCUCAUCAUAAUAGUGCAAACAAUUAGGUGGUUGGACUAGAAAUCGAACCAGAGUCUUGUUUUCGGGACAACUGCUCUAUCAACUGAGCUAUCUGCAAUCUUUUAUAAUAUUAUUUUCGCUAGACUUCAUCGGUCUAACUUUGUGGGUUUGGGAGAAUGGUGGAGUGAUUAUCUGUAUGGUUAAGGGGACAAUGCAGUGCUAUAUAUCACAUUCAAUAAUGAAAUAGCUACUUUAUACAUUUUAUUUUAAACUACUAGAAUUUACUUAAUAUAAUUUUUUUUAAAUUUUAGUGUACCUAUAGGUAACAUUAGUUCUAUGUAAUUCUUUUUCAUCUUAGUCAUAUGGUAUUUUAUCUGUAAUUUUUAUGUUGUUUUAAUCGAGUUUUAAGACUUACUUUAACCCAUUCUCAUAAUGCUCAGUUAGGGCUAACUAGUUGUUAAGUUUGUUGCAAACCGGUAAAAUUGUGUAGAUUAAAUUAAGUUAAUUUAAUGCUAAACAAUACUAUGUACAUUGAAUGAAUUAGACUAAAGUAAUUUUGAAUAAAUCUCUAUAAAUAAUAUUUAUUAUUUUUUAAUUUUAGUGUUGAAAUUGGAGAAUCUGUCAGAGGAGAGGAUGUUUAUAUUAUACAAAGUGGUAGUGGUGAGGUUAAUGACAACUUGAUGGAACUUUUAAUUAUGAUCAAUGCUUGUAAAAUAGCAUCUGCAUCGCGUGUAACUGCUGUUAUACCAUGUUUUCCAUAUGCAAGGCAAGAUAAAAAGGAUAAGGUAAGCUGUUAAAAAUUAAUUAUUACUUAGGUAUAUAAAGUUUUAACUAUUUUAAACUUUUUAACUAUAAAUGUAGUUGAUACUCAACUAUUACAUUUACAAUAUGUAUUUGUGAAUAUUUGUCAUUUCUAUUAAAAAUCAUAACUACAAUUCAGUAUUUCUGUAUAAAUUUAGAUGUAACCUAGUGGUUUCUAUUUUCACAUACAGAUCCUGCGGAAAUUUGACAAAUUCAAUAACUUGUUUUCUGUUCAAUAUUUUAAAGUUUUUCUUCUUUUGAAUAUUUACUAGAGCCUUGCUCAGUGCUUUAAGAUUCAUAUGUUUCACAUAUUUUUUUUUAAACUAAAUAAAAAAUUGCCAUUUUAUUCAUAAUCCAAGAUAGACAUUUUAUACAUUUAUUUUAAAACAAAAUGUUGAUAUUACAAAUGUUUACUAAUUAUGAAUCAUUCAAUUUUACAAUUGUUUAUAGUUAUAAUUUAAAUGGUUUCCAUUACCUCUAAUAACUAAUAUAAAUUGACUCAUCAAUUUUUCCAUGCAAAAUGAUCAUAUUAAUAAUUUUUGUCAACUUCAAAAAAUUAUAAAAACAUGGCGAUUCAUUAUUACCUAGUAAAUAUUUGUAAUUAAUACCAACAUUUUAUUUCAAACUAUAUUUUUAAAAUGGCAAUCUUGGAUUUUUGUAACAAUUAAACAUUUUUAUUUUUAGUUUUAAAAAAAAUAGAAAAGAAUAAUUAUAGUAUAGACUUAGGUAAUUAUUACAAGAAAAGAAAUAUCAAACAAAAUAGUUAUUGUAUUUUUCCGAUCUCUGUAGGACCCACUGUUACUAUAUACCUUAUUACCUAUUUAAUUUUUUAUGUUAAUAUUAAAUCUUUUUUUUACUUAAUUUAUUAAUCUCAAUUUUAUUUUAUUUAACUUGAUAUUUUUAAAUAUUACAUACACAAAUGGUUUAUUUAUAUAUAGGUAAACUUAAUAUAAUAUAUUAAGUUAGUUAAUUUUAAAUAUAUUAAUAAGUAAAUACUAAUACUCAAUAGUAAAUAACAAUAGUAGAUCUUAGAUAUAUAAUACCAAUUGCAAUACUAUAUAGUAUAUUAACUGAAAUCUAUUACAAUGCAAAUUUUCAUAUUUAAAUUUUAAAUGACACAUCAUUUUUUUACCAUCUCAACAGCUAUUUUUUGGAAGGAAUAAUAAAAAAUAUUUUUCAGAACCUAUGGUUUUUUUUUGUUUGUCAGAUUUGAAAUUUAGCAAAUUAUAUGUCGCUGAAAAAUGAAAUGUACCAAGUGUGUUAUAAGUUCUGUAAUGUAAUGGUUUUAUUUAUGUAACUCAAAUACAAUUGUAGUUAUAAGUGUACAUAUGUAUAUAUAUUUAAAAAAUGAAAAAUUGGUAGUUUCUUAUCAAUUAUUCUUGGCAGUCUUUUUUUUUUUUUAUACAUAUAUGUACUAUAUACUGAUAUAUAUUUUCUUCAAAAUUUCCAUGUGCCAAUUAACUAUUUCUUUUUUUUUUUAUAUAUACUUAAAUAUUUCUAUUUCCUUAUAUUACUUGCUUAAUAUUAUUAUUUGAAUUAUAACUUACUUAUUAAUCAUUUUUCGCUGUUCAUGCUGUAAACAAAAGAAUGGCGACAUCCCCGAGAAUGGCAAUAGUAGAUCAAGGGCGACCGUCAAGUGCAAUGAAUGGAAGUUUCGGGUAUAGUUUAUUAAUCAAUGAAAAAUUAUUACAUUUUACUUAUCUGGACAUUAUUUUACUAAAUUCAUAAAUUUAUGGGAUAUACAAAAUAAUUACGCAUUUUUUGGGUAUUUUAUGUUUUGGAAUGACCGUUUAAAUGUGCAAUUAUUGAUGAAUAUGUCACUGGAUUACUAUUGUAGUUGUGCCAUUAAAAGCCCCUGCUCUCCUUUUAUGAAUUUUUUUCACUACUUGUUAAUUUCACGCAGAUAUUAUAAUAUAUUUAAAAAUAUUUUGUUAAGUUCAAUAAGAUGUAUUGGAUGUCACGUAGUGUCGCAAUUAAUUUAAUACAGGCUUUACUAUUUAUAAAAAGGUGUGAAAAAUUAGGAUAGCUGCCAAAAAGUAACUAUUAUGUUAUAUUAUGUUACUAAUAUUAAUGCUUCAUUCUUAAUGUUUUUUUUUUUAAAUUUAACACACAUUAUAAAGGUUAACCAUUUCAUGUUAUGCUAUAUAUAAUUAUUAGCCAAAUGGAUAAGUUUGUGAUAGUCAUUUUUGAGCUUAGCAUGUAUACUUCACAUAAUGUUUAAAAUAUUUAUUUUAUCAUAAAAAUACUUUGAUAAUCAAAUAUUUUCUUUUUAAUUUUAAUAAGCAUGCAUAUUUAAAUACAAUUUUCUUGUUUUAUUCAUAAAUAUUUUAGGUUUUAUAUAAAUCAUAGAGUAUUUGAUUUAACUCUGUACUUCUCUUUUUAUAUAUAAAAAAUAAAAAUGUUUUGAUUUAGUAAAUUUGUUAAACACUAAAAUAUAUUUAUUUGUAUCUAUUUAAAAACUAUAAUAAUAACAUUAAAAAUUUAUUUGCUAAACAUAAUUUGAUGUAUGAUAAAAUAAUACAAUAUUUUUCUAUUCAUGAAUUAGAAUAUUAAACGAGAUAACUCAAUUAUAUUUUAUUUAUAUAUCUUUAUGAAACAUAUGUCAAAAAGUUAUAUUUUAUGAGAGUGAAUGUAGAAAACAAUUUAUAUUCAUGUAAAAUUAUAAGUUAAUUUAUGUAAUACCUAUAGUAAUAAUAAUUUUUUUUUAAACUAACCUCAAUUAUUAUGUUGAGAUAAAUAAUAAUUAAAUUGAUUGAAAUUAUAGCCCAAUUAACACUAUUGACAUGUAAAUUAAAUUAUUUGCAUUAAUUUAAUGUUACAGUUAUGUGGUUUAGAUAAAUGAAUUAGACAUUCAAUUCAUAUUUUUUGUUUGCUUUAUUUUUACAGGAAUUAUUUCGAGAUUUUGUGAUCGGCAAUCAGGUGCUAAAAAAUGUUUUUCUUAGGAGUUGUUUAAACAAACGUUUCUGUAACAUUUCCUUAUGUUUGCAUGAUGAUUUUUAUUGAAUGUUAUUUAUUAAUAAUUAUUUUUUACUUAAAAAGAUUUAUAUUAUUCCAUACAUUGUAAUAAAUUUAUCUUUGUUAUAAUUUUCUAUUAUAUAGUAUAUCUUAAAAUUUAAUUUGUAAAGCCUAUAAUAUAUUAUUAUAUUGUAGUAAACAAUUUAUGAAUUCCUUAUACUAUAUAAUAUAUAAUUAUCAUUUAAAAAAUUACAUAUUUAAAUAAAUAUUAUUUAUCUUGUUUUAGGAGUUAUAUAUAUAGUUAAAUAUAUUUUUAAACUCAUGUAAAAUUUGAUUGUAUUAAUUUGUUUGUAUUUAUCAUUAACUUUUAUAGUUUAUACAUCAUUAAUUCAUUUAAUAUAAAUUAUAAAAUAAAAUAAAAUUGAGGUCGAAAUAAAAUAAAGAACUUUUUGAUAAUUUAUACACAUUUUUAUUAUGUACAUAAAACUCAUAAUUAAAAAUAAUAAUUUACAAUUUUAAAUACUUGACUUACCAUGCAUGCUUCUCUAAAUAACUAAUAAUUGAAUUUACAAGCUACUAGUUUCUAUGUAUUACGUUUACUUAGUGUUUGGUUUAUCAGUGAAACUUACUAAGUAGAUGUUUUUAAAAUUCCCACUAGGUUCACUGAUUGACCAAUCUACUAAUACUUAACAUAAUAUUAUAAUUUGCUUGUCGGUGAAUGGGUGGCUUUUGGUUUAGGCAAAUACAACAUACCCAUAUUAUAAUAAAUAAUUCUAUUAAUAGUAAUUAUGUAUAUAGAUAAAUAGGUUCAUAAUAUUUUUAUAUUUUAUUAAUUCAUUUAUUUGUAUGUGGAAUUUUAGAGUAGAGCACCCAUAUCAGCUAAAUUAGUUGCCAACAUGUUGUCUGUAGCUGGCGCAGAUCAUAUUAUUACCAUGGAUCUUCACGCUUCUCAAAUACAAGGUUUUUUUGAUAUACCUGUUGAUAAUCUGUUUGCCGAACCAGCUGUGUUAAAAUGGAUCAAAGAGAACAUACCUGAAUGGAGAAAUAGUAUCAUAGUAUCGCCGGAUGCUGGUGGUGCUAAAAGGUAUAAUACUGUUAUAAUAUGCAUUAAUAAAUACUAGAUACUAUGGUCAAAACUUCUAUUUUUCCAGAGUUACUUCAAUAGCUGACCGGCUAAAUGUUGAGUUUGCUCUUAUUCAUAAAGAAAGAAAGAAGGCUAAUGAAGUAGCAUCGAUGGUACUAGUGGGAGAUGUUAAAGAACGCAUUGCUAUCUUGGUAGAUGAUAUGGCCGACACUUGUGGCACGAUAUGUCAUGCCGCAGAAAAGUAAGAUGUUUGAGAAUAAUUUUAUAAUUUUUAAUAUGUUCAAUUUUUUUUUCUUAGGUUAACUGAAGCAGGUGCUACUAAAGUCUAUGCAAUUUUGACUCAUGGUAUAUUUUCUGGUCCCGCUAUAUCUCGUAUUAAUAAUGCGUGUUUUGAAGCAGUUGUAGUUACUAAUACCAUUCCGCAAGAUGGCCAUAUGAAAGAAUGUCCCAAAAUUCGUGUAAGUAGUUUUUGCAAAUGUGAAUGUUGCCUAUUAGAUUCUGAGUGGAGCGAAGUAGAUUAUCGUUUUACAAAGAUGUUUUUUUUAAAUUUUUUAUAUGUGCACAAUUUUUCUACCAAAAGACUUGUUUUAAUUUCUACGUGUAGCACCUUUUCUGAAAUUUUCAAAUUAAAAUAUCAAUAAUAUAUAGCUGAACCAAUGUUGUGUGAUAACUGAUAAUAAGAAUUACGGAAGGGUAAAUUGAUUAGAAACAAGAAUUUCUAACUAAAUCGGUUUAUUUUUACACUGAACCACAAUCAUUAAUCGAGAUCAGUAAAGCAACCCUGUUAACAUUGGGGUAUUUCUUGAAUUUGUUUAAAAUUUAGACUCUAAAUGAUCUAUUAUUGAUAACAGAGAGGCAAGAAGUGUUUAUAUUUAAAUAUUUCAGUUUAUCUGUUUAUUACUAUGUAUAAAUUAAUUCAAAUUUUAUACUUUUUUGUUAUGAGCAUUCAGAAAAUGGGUUGAAAAAAUUGUAAUUUGAUAAAUCAUAGAAUUUAGAUUUAAUAUAAAAUAUGAUAAAUUACAACUUAUACAUUAUUAUUAUUAUUCUUUAUAAGGGUUUUUUACGACUACUUUAUUUCAUUUUAAAUGUUUAUCCCAUUUAUUUGAAUUUGGCUUCAUAUUAAUCAUAUUGGAACAUCAUGUGCGAUAAUCAUUGUCUCAUAUAAAGAACAAUAUAUUAUCUAUAUUUUGCAUGUAUUUUUUUUAUAGUGUAUAGAUGUAUCAAUGAUGUUUGCUGAGGCAGUUCGGCGGACACACAAUGGCGAAUCAGUUUCAUAUUUAUUCUCAAAUGUGCCUUAUUAAUUUAAUAUGCACCAACAGUGAAAUCAUAUUGUUUCUUUGCUAUAAAAAUGUUUAUUUAUAAAUUCUUAUAGAUUUUAAUCUUAAUAUGCUCAACAAAAUAUUGUAAAAUUAAUCAGUUUAAUAAUAAAUGUUAAAUUUUUUAAACUGACAAAAUCUGUUAAAAAUUAAACAAUAUUAUAACCGUUAUAUGUAUAUAUUUUUUUAAUUUUGUCAGUAAUAUAAUGCUGACUAUAUAUUGUAGUUUAUCCUUGCAUGUAUUUCUUAUAUUAGUUUUGUCAUUGGUUAAUCUAUUUAACCUUUAAAUAAUUUCCGCUGUAAUAAUUUAAUACUUAACAAGACUGGUAUAUAAACAAUAUAGUAUAAUUAUUCCAUUUCAAUUGUUUCUUCCUAAAACAUUAUGCUAUUUAAUUUACAAUUUAAAAAAAAAAAUUCACAGCCUUCCCCCUUAAUUUAGAAAGUGUUAUUAUGUUGAUCUUAAUUUGUAUUAUGAAUCCUGGUUUUCACAUGUAAUAUAAUAGUUCAUUCUAUAUUUUGUUAUAAUUUUUUUAAAAGCUUUAAUAAUAAAAAAAUAAUUAUAAUUAUAUGUCAAAUAUAUAUAUAUACCUUUGGUUUCAUUUAUUAGUAAUAUAAUUUUG